UGUGGAGUGAGGUACUGACCAUUACAGGUUACUGCCGGAAAUGGCCAGUCGCUGAGGGUGAAACGAUGUGCUUGGGGAAACAAGCGACGCGUGUUUGUCUGAGAAGAGUAAGCAAGUAUAUAACCUCAGGACAAAUGCAUGUUUCUUGCGCUCCAACAUUAAGGAAAAGAUACGUACUGCUCAUUGCACACAACCAGGUUCCUCAAGUACUGCGGCACAACGAUGAAGUUCGCCUUGGCUGUAACUGCCUUCUUCGCGGUAGCGACGGCAACACCAACACCCACCCGCGACAGUGAGGGGAGAGUUCCUCUUGCCAAGAGAGCAACUGUUUCCGAUAUAGCCAACUUGGGUUAUGCCACCCAAAACGGAGGAACCACCGGCGGGUCAGGCGGCACUGUUACCACGGUCUCGACUUUGGCCCAGUUCACCGCGGCUGUCAGUGAGAAGAACACCGCUCCGGCUAUCGUUGUCGUCGACGGUGUAAUCAAGGGCAAUACGAAGGUCAGAAUCGGCAGCAACAAAACUAUUAUUGGCUUGCCCGGCGCAGGGUUCAACGGUGUUGGCCUUCAUUUUCGCCGGCAGAGCAACCUAAUCCUUCGAAACAUCGUUUCAUCCUUUGUGGAGGCAGACAACGGGGAUGGUUUGACGAUCGAGAAAAGCAGUAACGUGUGGGUCGACCACUGCGAGUUCUACUCGACUCUGGCUCGCGAUAAGGACUUUUAUGACGGCCUUGUUGAUAUUUCCCAUGGGUCCGAAUGGGUGACAAUCUCUCACACUUACUUCCAUGAUCACUGGAAAAGCUCUCUUGUUGGUCACAGCGACAGCAACGGCUCCGAAGAUACCGGGCACCUCCAUGUGACCUAUGCCAACAACUACUGGAAAGAUUGUGGCUCCCGUGGUCCUUUGAUCCGUUUCGGCACCGCCCACAUUUACAACUCCUACUAUGAGAACAUGUCGACUUCAAUUAACACGCGAAUGGGGGCUCAGGUGCUAGUUCAAAGCAACGCCUUUAAGAACGUGACGAAACCUCUUUUUAGCGAGUACUCGAAGCAAGUAGGGUAUGCGGUCGAGAUUGACAACGACUUUGGAGGAGCAAACAACACUGCUCCCACUGGUACCAUGACCUCCAGUUCGCCGCCGUACUCAUAUAGCCUUCUUGGAUCUUCGAAUGUGGCAGCUACCGUACCGAAGGAGGUCGGUGCUAUUCUAAGCUUUUAGGCAAUGAACCGGCAAAGAUGUUAGGAGCUUGGGCGCCAUCAAGCUGUCGUAACAUGAGGAUUCGGAUGAGUUGGUUCUGUUUGUUGAUGAUAGGAUGAACCUUCUCCCACAUACAUCGAGAGACGGUGAUUGCAGUAGGGAGGGGAGCGGCUCGAAGCCAAGCUGUACACUCUUGUCAUUCAUCGUACAUAUCUCUAGUUCCUGAACACACCGACUUUCUUGGCUACCCUGA
Molecule: messenger RNA, 1450 nt
Organism: Neurospora crassa OR74A
Lineage: Eukaryota; Fungi; Ascomycota; Sordariomycetes; Sordariales; Sordariaceae
Product: pectate lyase 1
Exons: 4
Coding region: 223-1218 (331 amino acids)
Molecular function (GO): pectate lyase activity
Source: RefSeq, a predicted model, not a curated record